Molecule: messenger RNA, 1938 nt
Organism: Colletotrichum lupini
Lineage: Eukaryota; Fungi; Ascomycota; Sordariomycetes; Glomerellales; Glomerellaceae
Exons: 15
Coding region: 1-1938 (645 amino acids)
Source: RefSeq, a predicted model, not a curated record
AUGUCACCCAGCGAGACAAUAAACGCUGACAGCCGGGGACGCUCACAUGGCUCUAGUGCUGGACGGCACAAGGGCAUCGAUACACCAUGGGCUAAGGUACUGAUAGGCAGAGAAACAUCAGUUCCGACUCUACCGACUCUGUACCCUGUUAGCGAGGUACUUGCAAGAACGAAGGCGGCCGACAAGCAGGCCGCCCUGACAGGAGUGACGACGACGUUUAGCCCUGAACACAUCUCCAACUACCGACUUCUAGCCCUCGGGAAUAUCGAUCCUACGCAGAUCACGCGACGUCUUCCUAAAUCUAGGAAACUCAGCCGGUAUAGACUGAGCGAGACCAAUGGCUAUCCCGGCAUUUACAAACACGGGGCGGCCUACACGCCGGGAAACCGAUUUGAUAACGCCACAACGCGCCUCGAAGAUAGGACUAUAGCCGCCAAACACCACCCGCCUCGGGACUCGGGGAAAGACAUCCUGCUCAUCUGCGCAAUAAGCCCACUCGAUGUAGGGGCGGAAAGGGGCCUCCUCCAUCACUGCGUGGGGGACCUACCGAAACCCCAGACUGCUGUGGUUGCUUAUCUCAAGGCUCAAGGAUGGAAUUGUGGACGCCGAGGAAUCCCCUUGAACCCCUUGUCGCUCCUGGUUGCCUGGGUCGCCGUUCGAAAACAGCAAUCGCCUAUCGCCCGAGAUAAGACGCUGUUAGCUUUACGAAACAAGUCUGCGGCCAGACCUUCGGAAACAACCCAAAGAUACGACACCAUUUGGAGCACCUUGAUCGGAGACGAUACUGCUUCCACCGCUCACGUGGUCGGUGUCUGCGAAAAGCAUCCGACGUCCAAUUUCUGGGCCGAUCGCGAUGGGCAGCAAACGGCGCAGCUUUCCCAGGAACCCAUAUGGUCUAGUGUAGUCGACGACUACGAGAGGGAAUUGGGACGCGCAGCAGUCGUCCAAGAGGCUCGAAUCCACAAAGUUGCGUACUGCGUACUUGCAACGGUCGGCAACGAUUGGCCAAGAACCGGACCACCAACAUAUCUCUUUGGCUUGAAGUCUUCGUCAGUCCCAGUACUCAGUGCAAAAUACCGCGUUUCACCUCGGUACAUUGCACCUCUGGACCAGUGGACAGUGGACUACAGCGCUAGGCAGCGCUGCGCAGUGCGCACAUGCCUGCAGCAUCCAUCGCCCCUGUAUUUUGAGGACCUUGGGUCGCUUGGUGUAACAUCUGCGUGGAGACGAGUCGACAGCAGCUGGGAAGACCGGUCGGAGGACGUCCGGAAUGGGGCAAACAUCAAUCCAGGCCCGGACCCACAGUCGGGGAUGAAUCGGGCGAGAAAGUGGCCUGUGCACGACGAAAUACCGUCCCUGGUUGGUCCACGGCACAUUGUCGGUGACGGCCCCACCAGUGCAGAGUUCUCACAGGUCCCUCGUAUCCGAAGAACCCACUCUGAGCCGUUUCUGCCCCAUCUACUGGUCCGUUCCGUUGCACUAACAAUUUCUGCAGACGGAACUCAAUUCUCGAGGUACGUACCCAAAAAAGACGCAUCGGCGGAGUUCACCGAAUUCGUCAAAUCGCACCAAAAAAAUCAUCGGACAAUGGAUAUCAAUAUCACCACGACAUGCAAAAAGCUGACCUUAACCUGGCGCCAUAACCAACUCGGCCACCCUUCCAGUACUGAGAAGAUCUCUGGAAGCGACAGUACAUCCGAAGAAUUUGGAGAAAAGCUGGAGACCAUUGUACUGUCGCCUUGUAGCAGUCGAUGGGAUACCUGUGCCAGCCCGAUUGCCAAGCAACAGAUGCCAGUGAUCCUCAACUGCGUCACAGAUCUCGAGGACGGGAUGUUAGAACUUGAUCGUCCAUCUCCAUACUCGACCGCAUAUCCGGGGAGGCAAGAUUACAAAGCGCACAUUGCGUUAGCGAUUCACCCCUUGACCAAGAACCUCUAA